AUGGAUGCCGAGUCGACUCAGCGGCAGCAAGCCCAGUUGAUGGCGAUUCUGGGCCCGGACCCGGCGCCCUUCGAGACCCUGAUCUCACACUUGAUGUCUACGGCCAACGAGCAGCGGUCACAGGCCGAGUCGAUCUUCAAUUUGCUUAAACAGAAUGAUCCCAACUCGCUUGCCUUGAAACUUGCCAACCUGCUUUCCUCAUCCGCCCACCCCGAGGCCCGCGCCAUGGCCACCAUCCUCCUCCGGAAGCAGUUGACCCGGGAUGAGUCUUUCAUCUGGCCGAAACUCACUGACUCCACUCGCGCGGCCGUUAAAAACAUCCUCCUAUCCGUCAUCCAGAGCGAGGAGACUAAAUCGGUUAUCAGAAAGCUGUGCGACACCAUAUCGGAGCUUGCCUCCUCGCUCCUCCCCGCCAACGAGUGGCCCGAGAUAUUGCCUUUCAUCUUUCAAUGCGUGACUUCCAGCUCCACUAAACUGCAGGAAUCCGCUUUCCUGAUGUUCUCUCAACUGGCUCAAUUCAUAGGAGAAAUGCUGAUUCCUUACAUCACGGAUUUGCACACUGUUUUCUUGAAUGUGCUAAACAAUUCCCCCAAUCCUGAUGUUAAGAUUGCCGCCUUGAGUGCGGUUAUCAAUUUUAUCCAAUGUCUGUCGAGUUCCAAUGAUCGGGAUAGGUUCCAGGAUUUGUUGCCCUCAAUGAUGAGGACUUUGACCGAGGCACUCAACUCAGGUCAGGAGGUCACCGCCCAGGAGGCUUUGGAGCUGUUGAUAGAGUUGGCAGGGACCGAGCCCAGGUUUUUGCGCAGGCAGAUUGUCGAUGUUGUGGGGUCCAUGUUGCAGGUGGCUGAAGCCGAUAGCUUGGAGGAGGGCACGCAGCACUUGGCUAUUGAAUUUGUGAUUACUCUGGCCGAAGCGCGAGAUAGGGCCCCCGGCAUGAUGCGCAAGCUACCACAAUUUAUCAGCAGGCUCUUUGCUAUUUUGAUGAAGAUGCUUUUGGAUGUAGAGGAUGAUCCUGCGUGGCAUAGUGCAGAGGCUAAGGAUGAGGAUGCAGGGGAGACGAGUAAUUAUUGUGUCGGGCAGGAGUGCUUGGACAGACUUGCAAUUGCCCUUGGUGGGAACACUAUAGUUCCUGUGGCAUCAGAGCAGCUGCCGGCUUACCUGUCGGCACCUGAGUGGCAGAAGCAUCACGCCGCCCUCAUUGCCCUUGCGCAGAUUGCAGAGGGUUGUUCUAAGGUCAUGAUUAAGAACCUGGAGCAAGUAGUGAACAUGGUUUUGAAGUCCUUCCAACACCCUCAUCCUCGUGUGAGAUGGGCCGCAAUUAAUGCAAUUGGUCAGCUCUCAACUGAUUUGGGCCCAGAUUUGCAAGUGCAGUACCACCAGCAUGUGCUGCCAGCUUUAGCUUCAGCAAUGGAUGAUUUUCAAAAUCCACGAGUACAGGCACAUGCAGCUUCAGCUGUGUUGAACUUCAGUGAAAAUUGUACACCAGAAAUUUUGACACCCUACUUGGAUGGGAUAGUGCACAAAUUACUUCUGCUGCUACAGAAUUCCAAACAAAUGGUGCAGGAAGGUGCAUUAACUGCUUUAGCUUCAGUUGCUGAUUCGUCUCAGGAAUACUUCCAGAAAUACUAUGUUGCUGUUAUGCCUUACUUGAAAACUAUCUUGGUAAGUGCAACCGAUAAGUCUAACCGAAUGCUUCGUGCCAAAGCAAUGGAGUGCAUCAGCUUGGUAGGGAUGGCCGUUGGAAAAGAUACAUUCAAGGAGGAUGCCAAGCAGGUCAUGGAAGUCCUCAUGUCAUUGCAAGGAUCACAAAUGGAGACAGAUGAUCCGACAACUAGCUAUAUGUUACAAGCAUGGGCUCGACUUUGCAAGUGCUUGGGACAGGAUUUUCUACCCUAUAUGAGUGUGGUCAUGCCUCCUUUGCUUCAGUCUGCUCAGCUAAAGCCUGAUGUGACUAUCACUUCUGCUGAUUCAGACAAUGAAUAUGAUGAAUCAGAUGACGAAAGCAUGGAGACCAUAACCCUAGGUGAUAAAAGAAUAGGAAUUAAAACUAGUGUUCUUGAAGAGAAGGCUACUGCGUGUAAUAUGCUUUGUUGCUAUGCUGAUGAGUUGAAGGAAGGUUUCUUUCCCUGGAUCGAUCAGGUGGCCCCAACUUUAGUUCCGCUUUUGAAGUUUUAUUUUCAUGAAGAAGUUAGGAAAGCUGCUGUUUCAGCAAUGCCGGAGCUGUUGCGCUCUGCAAAGUUGGCCGUGGAGAAAGGGAUUGCUCAGGGCCGUAAUGAGACAUAUGUUAAGCAGCUAUCUGACUAUAUAAUUUUACCCUUAGUGGAAGCUUUACAUAAGGAGCCUGAUACAGAGAUUUGUGCCAGUAUGUUGGAUGCGUUGAAUGAAUGUGUCCAGGUAUCUGGACAGCUUCUGGAUGAAAGUCAGGUUAAAAGCAUAGUUGACGAGAUCAAACAGGUAAUCACUGCUAGCUCAAGCAGAAAGAGGGAGAGAGCUGAAAGAGCAAAGGCUGAGGAUUUUGAUGCUGAGGAGGGAGAAUUGCUUAAAGAGGAAAACGAGCAAGAAGAAGAAGUGUUUGACCAAGUUGGUGAAAUUUUGGGAACGUUGAUCAAAACAUUCAAGGCCUCUUUCUUGCCCUUCUUUGAUGAACUCUCGUCAUACUUGAUGCCUAUGUGGGGAAAGGAUAAGACUGCUGAAGAGAGAAGGAUUGCUAUUUGCAUAUUUGAUGACGUGGCUGAGCAAUGUCGUGAAGCAGCUCUUAAGUAUUAUGAUACAUAUCUUCCUUUUCUCUUGGAAGCAUGCAAUGAUGAAAAUCCUGAUGUCCGGCAGGCUGCUGUCUAUGGGCUUGGGGUAUGUGCAGAAUUUGGUGGUUCUGUGUUCAAACCGCUAGUGGGAGAGGCUCUUUCGAGGCUGAAUGCUGUUAUCAGAGAUCCCAAAGCUUUGCAGGCAGAAAAUGUGCUGGCAUACGAUAAUAGUGUUUCAGCCCUGGGAAAGAUAUGCCAAUUUCACCGUGACCGUAUUGAUUCAGCUCAGGUGGUUCCUGCAUGGCUGAGUUGCUUGCCAAUAAAAGGUGAUCUUAUUGAAGCAAAAGUAGUUCACGACCAGCUUUGCUCCAUGGUCGAGAGGUCUGAUAGAGAACUUUUGGGACCCAACAAUCAGUAUCUUCCUAAAAUUGUCUCUGUGUUUGCUGAGAUUCUUUGUGCAGGCAAGGAUCUUGCCACAGAGCAAACUGCUAGUAGAAUGAUUAGUUUGUUGAGACAUUUACAACAAACACUGCCCCCAUCGACCUUUGCUUCCACGUGGUCGUCCUUGCAGCCCCAGCAGCAGCUGGCACUGCAGUCAAUUCUUUCAUCAUAA
Molecule: messenger RNA, 3351 nt
Organism: Striga hermonthica
Lineage: Eukaryota; Viridiplantae; Streptophyta; Magnoliopsida; Lamiales; Orobanchaceae
Source: the annotation of a GenBank genome assembly